Molecule: messenger RNA, 961 nt
Organism: Prunus mume (Japanese apricot)
Lineage: Eukaryota; Viridiplantae; Streptophyta; Magnoliopsida; Rosales; Rosaceae
Gene: LEW1
Product: Undecaprenyl pyrophosphate synthetase family protein
Cellular component (GO): dehydrodolichyl diphosphate synthase complex; endoplasmic reticulum membrane
Molecular function (GO): ditrans,polycis-polyprenyl diphosphate synthase [(2E,6E)-farnesyl diphosphate specific] activity
Source: RefSeq, a predicted model, not a curated record
UUUCUCUCACUCCAAUAUUCGCCAAUUUCUUUCUGAACGAUGGAUUUGAGGAUUGAUAUGCAGCGGGCUUCCUUUGCUCAAAUUGGCAAUCUCGGGCUUCUGCUCCUAUGGCAUAUUCUACACCUUUUUGUCAGCAUAUGGUACUUUCUAUUGGGUUUAGCUUAUGUGCUUCAAAGCUAUCUUAUUUCUGGUGGAGUACUCAAGAGCUACAAAGCCCUUAAUUUGGCCAAGCUACGGUACCUGGCAAUUGUGAUAGAAAGUGAAGAAGCUUACCAAACAUCAAAAGUAAUUGAGCUGCUGCAGUGGCUAGAAGCUAUUGGUGUGAAGCGUGUGUGCCUCUACGAUACAGAAGGAGUGUUGAAGAAAUCAAAAGAAGCCAUCUUGAAUAAACUGAAAAACGCAAGCGAAUUUAAGGCUUAUGAAGAUUUAGUCGAUCAAAACCGCAUGUCUCUGGAAUUUUCUUCAUUUUCUGAUGGAAAAGAAGCUGUAACCAAAGCAGCUAACUUACUUUUUGUGAAGUAUUUGAAGUUGGCCAAAUCAGUUGGAGAUCAUGAAGAGAAAAUCUUUACAGAACCUGACAUGGAUGAGGCACUAAAAGCUAUUAGUUGUAGAGGGCCAGACCCUGACCUCCUAUUGGUUUACGGACCUGCAAGAUGCCACCUUGGUUUCCCUGCAUGGAGAAUUCGAUAUACUGAGAUUGUACAUAUGGGACAUUUGAACUCUAUGAGAUAUGGUUCCCUAAUUAAAGCCAUCUACAGGUUCACCACUGUGCGCCAGAACCAUGGUAAAUGAUAUAGCAGUUGGAAGUUCAUAGCUUGGAUAAAUGAUGGCUUAUACAAAGAGUUCUCAAAGUCCAAGUCUGCUUACCAUCUUCCUUGUACCCUAAUUACGUAAACAAUAAUCUUGCUUAUGUACCAGACAUCCAUUAUGUUAUAAGUUAUAACCAGUAAUCUUCACCCAA